UAUUAAGAUAAAAUUUAUAUGAUUUGAUAUUCCCUAUAUUAUACCAAUAAUACAUAUAUAUUUUUCGUUUUCUUUUAUUUUGUGUAUCAAUUGCAUUUUGUUCGUUUAGGUCUUUACCUAGCAAUCGGGUUACCUGUGGUUAACCGUUAGGGGCUGGGAAAGAUUCCUUUGACUUCACAGAAAACUCCAGAGUCUAGGUUGAAUCAUUGUUUAUGAGUUUUGCGAUUCAAUACCCAUGACAUACUUUAAUGUCCAUUUCUCUGUUAUUUGUGUUGCAGUAUAUGUUAUUUUUAGGCUCUGUAGGAUUUAGUGGGUAGGGGGAAGUUUUGCCAGUCCCUAUUCUCUGUGCAUUAACACAACAGGAACAUACUGUUGCUAUAGGGAAAUGCGGAUUGAUUGAAUAAUAGAAUUAUGCCAAACAAGAAGGAGAUAUGCAACAUUUAUUUGCAUGUCCUGUUCAUCUAUGCUUGUUACAAUAGAGACAUGUCGGGGACCCGAAGUUUUGAAAUAAGCACCUCUCCAUGUGAAUUCUCCCUUUCCAAUAAUCUAAUCCCGCAUCCCCACCGGGGACUUUUAAGAGCUCUACGGUAAUCCUGAUAACUUGCUUAUAACAUCUCUCAUGAGGUUCAUGGUUAUGGGUACCUGCAGACUCGUACCCAGUCGUUAUUUGAUGUUGCGGGGACAUCCACGGGAAACCUGACGCGGAGACGGAAAAAAAAUGACAAGCGAAUUCCGAACCCCGAAACCGCAUCCUGGCCGUCAUGCACCGUGCGCUAAAAUUCAUUCUCCCCAAAAUGCAUCGCGCGGCGUCUGGGUACGAGGUUACUGGGGCACCUGGGUAACUUGUUAAGAGGCAGGUUGCAGGCACACUGUUGGUGUGCCUUCCUGAAAACAAACAAACAAACAAAAAAAAAACUAUAAAACACGCAUUUACCCCUCUCCCCCUAUUCUCCCCUUGAUUUAAUUUGCUGUUGCUGCCUCUGAUUCCGGGUGCUUUGCUUUUAGAAGACUCUUUCUGGAAUGACUUGACAAAAUGAUAUUCUGAUAUGAUAUUUUUUCCCUGAAACUUAAGCAUUCAGACACCGGCUAGGAGGCCUUCAAACUAAAAAUAGUGUAUUAUUUGUAAUUCAAUACCAGACUUGCUAUCAGACUAGUUAGGCUUGUUCAUCAUAAGGGGCGGACCGAACGGAUACGAAAAGGAGGUGCGUUUAAGCGAUAAUAAUCAAAAGUGUAUUGAUUACAAAUUCCAUAAAAGCUAGUACUUCUAAAUAACGGAGCUUUGCACCAGGCAGUACCGACUCACACAAAAAUCAUUUCGCUCAUCAACUGUCAUUUACGAUUAUUAAUUACUUUAAAGUUUAAUUACCACAUGGAGAAUUUUAAUAAUUUUUGAAUAUAAUACUUUUUAGUAUAAUGUAUAAUAUAUAAUUUCUUUAGAAUAGUACAAAUCGAUAGGUAAAAGCAGAAUGGAAAGACUUUGUACUUCAAAGAACAAAUGCCGGCUCAUGUAAGCUAAUUAUUACCUUUGUCAUUUGCCGCCUAGAUUAUAUGGUAGUAUUACUUUCUUUCAUAAACCACGAAAUAGCAAUUUGCUACGCAAUCCUACCGAAAUAUGGUGGCAUUAAUUACCUUCAACCUCUAUUAUGAAAACAUGAUUAUUUGUAUUCCUAUUUAUUUUAAAUCACAAAAGAAAAUAACGAAGAGCUCCUACCAAAACUGCCGGACUGAUCUUUAAAUGUUACAACGAACUAAUGGAAGUAUGCUAACUUUGGGUGCCAUUAACAACCUGUUAUAGUGAUUUAUUUCCUUACUAGAAAAUGCGAUAGACGCAUCUAGUAGUGGGAGCUCGCUGUAAAGUAGUUACUUCAGGGGAGUAUUUUACCACGACCCGCAUGUCUUAAAGAGUCUUCGUCCGCCGGCGUUUUGUCAUCCUAGCAAUGUACCAAGUGUGAGAAAGCAUCCAUUUUCAUCGGCCGAUUUGAGAAGAAGCUCGAUUGCGAUAUUUUCGAUUGAAUUUGGUAAAUGGAAUAUAAAACUAUUUAGACAGCCUAUUUUGAAUUUGACUUCUAAACUUGAAUUAAGACAAUAACAAAGGUGUGGUUGACUCGGGCUCUAUUGAAAGACAGGUAUAGCUGCAGUAAGAUUUGUAUUCAUGUUAAAGAACUUUUAACCGUAGGAUAAGAUCUGUGGUGAGGGUUUAAGCGAAGUGGUCGAUCAAUAUUCGAUCUAAAGCGGUCAUCUGAUACCCAUCAACCCUAUUGUAAAACGUUUAAAAUGGAGCCCAUAGCAAAGUGUUAUUUCUCAAAUGAUGUACGGGAAGGGACAAAUUUAAAAACAUAUAGACUAAACAUGAUCACAUCAGGAGAAUUCAUCGUUGUCGAAAUAAAAUAAAUCCCUUUCUUGUCGAAAUAAAAUAAAUCCCUUUCUUGUCGAAAUAAAAUAAAUCCCUUUCUUGUCUAAAAGCAGCUUUUACGAUUUCUACCUGUGAUUUCUUGUGAGAAUUCUUUUGGUGCAAGUAGGUGAAAAUCCAUUUGAGGUCAGAGAAUAAUCAUCUAAUUUCCACUCUAAUCUAGAAGCUUUCCAAGUGUUAGUCAAAAUAUUGAUUUUCUUUCUCACUUUCAAUUUAUUUCUUAUCGCAGGAUAUGAGUAAAGAGACUUAACCUAAAUAUAAUAUAUGUUCAAUUGCCCUUUUGGCAAUUUUUUAUUCUUUUUAUUUUGCCCUCUACUAGUUUGCGUUUCCUCUUCUUUCUGAAAAUCCUGCAUGAAAUUGUUUGAUCAAACGACAUUUUUCCUACCGUUUUCUUCUUUUGUGGUACUUUGUUGACAUCGAAAAUAAAACAUCUGCUUAACUGUUUCGGUGUGCAUUAGGCUCGCUCACUAACUUUUAAAAGCCAUGUCGCUAAACAACCCGUCAUUUUACUUCCACUUUUCAGCAACAAUAAUCAAUUAUUUUUUCUCUUAAACUUUUAUGAAUCAUUCAUGUUGUCGGCUUUAUUAUUUUCUGGUUCGAGCAUAACUCUUUCUGGAACACAGCCCUUUGUAUUUUGUCUCGAGGGUAGGGCAUUUUCUUUUUCUUAGAUGGUUUUAAACGUGUUUUUUUUAAGUAUCUUUUUUGCGUUUGACUUUAUAUGAUAUCUCUAGAGAAAGAUUAGGGGCAAACUAAACAAGUCAUGUGAUUCCGUACAUUUUACACUAAACUCGUUAAUGUGGGUUGUGUUUAUCUUCGUGUUAGUCUCUUGGCCCUGCCAACAAUUCCCCUCAAUCCCUUACAUUAAAAAACAGAGUUUCACUCAUUGUUGCAUCAUUUUCUCCUAGGUAAAAUUUUGACUAAGCUCAUUUUUUAAUCAGAUUACUAUUACAUAUAUGCAGUUUCCUCUGUAGCUAGAGACCGUUAUUGACACGCCACGAGCGCUUUUACAUGUUUCCCGGCAAAUGCUUAGAAGAGGUUGUUCGAAAAACUGUACGUGUCACCUGUAAAUGCUUUAAAACCGCUUUAUUGUGUUUUGUUGUAUUAAGAUUAUCCCCCUCAAGAACCACAGAGUUGUAAUCAUUUGAAUAUUGAACAACCUCAAGAAGAUGUCUACAAUAAAAACGAACCAAACAUCGCCUCCAUUGAAUUAUUAAGCUUUGCUUUAAUCAAUAAUCCAAUUCAAGUGCAUACUCAAAAAUGGAUGUUGGUUCACCAAAAGUGGUCAUUUUAGGGGAAAAUGUAACAUUGGCUCAUUUUUCAGUUAUUUUACUAAUUGGUUAGUUGGAAAAAUAAAACUGAUGUAAAAAAUAUUACAUUGUUUUAAAGCUUGGCUCCUACAAAACAGAAUUGAUGAAAAUGCAACUUAGUGCAUGGGAAACAUUCAUAAGUCGGUUUCUCGAUCGCGGAAAACAUCUCUUUGCGAUAACCCUCAUAGAGUCAAGAUUUUCUUGACUCUCGUAGGAUGUGUCAUUCUCCCAGUAGACAGACAGAUACCAGCAUUUGCAUAUCCGACGAGUCCCUAUAAGUAGUGUUACAAGAUGAGCCGCUGGAUCAUACGAAACCUCCGAAUCGAACCGACAACAUCUCUCCUUACAACAAUCAUGGAGUAUGAGGAUCAUCAUAAUGGAAACCUUACUAAUGUUACUGGCCUUUUUGAUGACAUGCAUCGCAUUGCAUGGUUCCAGCCCUCUACUGACGUUCCUAUGCUCAUUGUAGGCGGCCUAGCGGUCGUUUUCAACGCGUUUAUCAUCUAUAUUGUGCAAUCACGACGCACUUUGCAGACUUCGAGUAACACUAUACUCGUUAGUCUCUGCGCCUCAGAUCUUCUUUACGGUCUGGUGACGGUCCCGAUGCAAGUCGCCUGCGCCGUUUUCAUGGUCAACGACUUGUGUAUCGUCACGGACACUCUGGUCAAGUUCAUCUCGGUCUCGACCAUCAUUCACAUUCUUCUUAUCACAGUCGACCGGUACAUAUUCAUAGUGUACGCGUUAAGGUACUACGCCAUUGUGCGCAAAAGACGAGUUGUAGGUACCUUACUAGGAGUAUGGAGCGUUAACGCUGUAAUUACACUGGUGCGUCUUCACUGGGCUUUACGCGUGGAUGUGUCCGAUGACGAAGGAGACGACGUCCAUAGGCAAGAGUUCAUUUACAUUGUCUUCCGCCUCGCUACGUUCUUUUGUCUUCUGCUAACCGUUGUCCUUGUGCUGGAUAUUCAUAUGCUGAUCGUUCUCGGGAGACAAGUGAGGAAAAUCGUGCGGCAGAAUCUACCGAGGGAGUGUCUGCUUCAGGAGAAGCGCUUGAAGUACCAACAGCGCCGCGCCAUCCUCAUGUGCAUCUUUAUGUUCCUGAUCAACUUUGCGUUCUGGUUGCCGUACUUCACCUACGAUCUCUGGCAGACUCACGAUGGCUUUGGCAUCAUUGGGGAGUACGCUAUACUCAUAGCGCGUAUUCUUACAUCGGUGCUUAACCCUAUCAUUAACACGAUUGGUCGACAAAGCCUUCGGGACGAAGUACUGAAAAAACUCCCAUGUCGCUGUCGCACAACCCCAGACUUGCGGACAGAAGACACGCCGCUUAACGAAUUCUAAAGAAAGCAAACGAAAAAAUUUAGCUCUCUGAUACAGGAGCUUUUAGUAGACAUAUAUUUGCAGAAGAAAAGGAUCCCCUUUGUAAAUAGAAAGAUCUCCUAGACGCACAGUCGAGGGGUUCCAAUGAGGCGCCUCAGAAAAUAGGUUUUUAGUGCUUCACCAAAGUGGAUUAGAAUUCGCAAGUUGAAAGUACAUGAUAGAAUGUUCUCAAGUAUGCACUAACACUAAAAGUACCUUAAAGGGGAACUGAGGGUGGAAUUUAAGUAAAUUGGAUUUCUAAAGUACGGCGAGGUGGUGCGAGAUUUCCACCUUUAUGCCUAUAAUGUUAUUUAGUUUUUUUUUUCUGUCUUAUCUGAUAUGCUGCCGUUUGUUUUGUUUGAAAAACCGUUCUGUCCGGGGCAGGCGUACACGAACAUAAAAACGAUAGAUAUCAAGCGCCAUGAAGUUAAUUUUGUAGACUGUUCUUCAGAGGUCGCCAGCUAUUCGGUAAAUACCGAAGUGGCGAAACAAAAGUCUGUUACUUGAGGGAACUGAAUAAUAAACAGACGGAAAAUUUUCCACAGAUACUGUGUUAUUAUGUUCCUCGCUGAUUGGUAUGCAAAUACUGGGAUUUCCCCUCCUCAUCGUUCGGCGCACUGGCAUUAGCGCAGAUAAAACAAGCUAUUAAGAUCUUCAGGACGAUGCAAUUUUAGCUAGUUGUAGGCGUUUAUUCUUCCAGAUAAUGUACAAUAAUAUUGUUAAUAAAGACAUGGCCGAUUAUAUCGCUCAUGUAAUGGACACGAUGAUCGCGGCAAAAUCGCCUUUGAAAUGCACAAUGAUAUUCUAAGUUUUAAAUUCUGAAUUGACAUCGAGUUUUACUUGGAUAUCAUGUUAACUUGGGUUUGUUCAGUUUUCUAGGGUAGUUUUUGUUAGUGAGGGAAUACAAUUAUUAGCUGCUUUUGCAACACCUAUUAUCAAAUAGCAGUUAUGAUUCCCCCCUAGUGGGAACCAAUUUGUCAGUUGUGCUUAUCUCGUGCCGUCUGGAAAAAGCGGGUCUUUCAGACCAUGAACUCCCGCGAUGAUUCUCGCUUAUCGCACCCUUCCCGUUUUGUCAAAAGUGUUUUUUUUAUCAUGCAAUUUAAGUGUCAUCUAUUUAAGAUUUUUUUGCCGAAAAUUAGCUUGGGGGUUUUUUGCUUUGCCUUUUAGUUAGUCGUAGAAAAAUCGACAAAUUCUAAGGCAUUUAUUUUAUUUUUAUGUCUAAUAACUGCUAUCGUGAUGGCUUGUGUUGUCUUAUUUCGUGUGAACCAUUCAUUGUUUUCAAUUUAAAUAUUACUUCCUAAAGGGUUGGUUAAACCUUCUCGCUCAAAGCAAGAAGAAUAACCAACCAUCCCCAAGAAAAUUGAUUUAAUCUUGCUAUUUGAAAUAUUGGUCCUUUAAAGUGAAAAGGCAGUCAAUUUUCAUUUUUAUUUUAAAUCAUUUAUGUCCUAGCCAUCUUAAGUCACAGAGUCUCCAGUUUCGUAAAA
Molecule: messenger RNA, 6560 nt
Organism: Nematostella vectensis (starlet sea anemone)
Lineage: Eukaryota; Metazoa; Cnidaria; Anthozoa; Actiniaria; Edwardsiidae
Product: melanocyte-stimulating hormone receptor
Exons: 1
Coding region: 4009-5058 (349 amino acids)
Biological process (GO): G protein-coupled receptor signaling pathway
Cellular component (GO): membrane
Molecular function (GO): G protein-coupled receptor activity
Source: RefSeq, a predicted model, not a curated record